AUGGGGAUGAAGGAGAGAGAGGGGAUACCUGUGGUGGAGGGAGUACCCGAUGAGGAGGGGGUACCCGUGCAGGGGAUACUCGAGGACAUCGAGGGGGUACUGGAGGAGGAGAGGGUACCGGAGGUAGAGGUGGUACCCGAGAUGACAUCACCUGAGGCAGAGGGGAUACCCAAGGAGGUGAAGGUGCCUGUGCAGGGAAUACCCGGGGAUGUCGAGGGGGUACCGGAGGUGGAGGUGGUACCCGAGAGGACGCCAGACUCAUCGGACGUAGUCUUUGUGUCGGAGGAGGUGGUCCCGAUAGCGGGUGAGGGGAUCAUCCCGAUGGAUGAGGAGAGGACGCGUGCUAUUAACGUGUUGGAGCGGGUGGUCGGUAAGAGGCCAAAGGUGCCAUCCCAGUACGCCGUUUCUCCCUUUACCGUGGAGGUGAAGAGGAGAAGGUUCGUCGACGGGACACACCCAAAUUUAUUCAAGGAGGUGGACCACGCCAAGUGGAAAGCCUUCGAGACGGAGUGGAGAGUAAUAAAGCCUGGGGCCAGCUGCACGAUUGCUCAGAAGACGAUUUCAAAUUUUUACAAGUGGUACUACGACAUCACCACUUCGAGGGCUUGGCUCACCGUCAAUCACAUCGACUUGGCCAUGGAUUUGCUACGAGAUCGAGCUGAAAGAUAUCCAAAAUCGUUUAACAUUCCUGACAGACUCAUAUUGAACACCGAGUUCAUCCGUGCCGUUGACAUUGAGUACCAGUCGUUCCAAGCUAUGGGUAACGAGUACACGGUGCCGGCAUAUAUGAUGGAGUGGGUCGUAGAGAUGUGGCCCAAUGUUGGAGGAAAGCCGUGGGAGGGCUGUACACAUAUGUACAUGCCAGUAUGUGUGAAUCAUCACUACAUUGCAGUGAAGAUCGUAUUUGCCGACUCCACUAUGUAUGUGUACGACCCCGAUCAUUUAUCCUUGACACAAGGUCAACUCGAGCGAAAUCUGGAGUCGGUGUCUGUGAUCAUUCCCAUAAUGGCUAGACGAGCGAACAUCACUGUGCAGGACAGAUUGGCUACCGUGCGUAACACGACGACGACGAGGCAGCGAAUAUUGGGUGAUUGCGGCAUGUUCGUCAUCAAGUACAUAGAAUUUUUGAGUGUAGCAUAG
Messenger RNA from Olea europaea var. sylvestris, 1140 nucleotides. RefSeq lists its product as uncharacterized. NCBI's taxonomy places the organism in Eukaryota, Viridiplantae, Streptophyta, Magnoliopsida, Lamiales, Oleaceae. Bases 1 to 1140 code for a protein of 379 amino acids. The transcript is spliced from 4 exons. Gene Ontology annotation, molecular function: cysteine-type peptidase activity. The record is from RefSeq and is a predicted model, not a curated record. Gene Ontology annotation, biological process: proteolysis.